Molecule: messenger RNA, 10965 nt
Organism: Tachyglossus aculeatus (Australian echidna)
Lineage: Eukaryota; Metazoa; Chordata; Mammalia; Monotremata; Tachyglossidae
Gene: CDH23
Product: cadherin related 23
Exons: 68
Coding region: 157-10215 (3352 amino acids)
Biological process (GO): homophilic cell-cell adhesion
Cellular component (GO): plasma membrane; catenin complex
Molecular function (GO): calcium ion binding; cadherin binding
Source: RefSeq, a predicted model, not a curated record
GAGGCUGGACCCUCUCUCCAGCCCCCAACGGAUGAGCCUUCUUUCCUUCCCCGGAGGAGAAUCCGGGGGGGUAAAAAAAAAAAAGAAGCUCAAAGCUCCCCGCGGGAGGGGGAAGAUCCAGCCGGAGGGGGAUCCCCUCGCCAGAUUGGAGGAACCAUGUGGGGUUACAGGGCCACUGACCACCUCUUCAUCGGGCUUUUCAUGAUGAUCACUGGCUGCUGGGGUCAGAUGAAUCGGCUGCCAUUUUUCAUCAACCACUUUUUCGACACCUACCUGCUGAUCAACGAGGACACACCUGUGGGCUCAUCCGUGACCCAGCUGCUGGCCCACGACAUGGACGGUGACCCACUGGUGUUCGGCGUGUCGGGGGAGGAGGCUUCCAGGUUCUUCGCAGUGGAGAGCCAGACGGGCAUCGUGUGGCUCCGCCAGCCCCUGGACCGAGAGACCAAGUCAGAGUUCACCGUGGAGUUUUCCGUCAGCGACAGCCAGGGGGUGAUCACCAGGAAGGUGAACAUCCAGGUUGGGGAUGUGAAUGACAACGCACCCCACUUCCACAACCAGCCCUACAGCGUGCGCAUCCCUGAGAACACCCCAGUGGGGACGCCCAUCUUCAUCGUGAAUGCCACAGAUCCCGACCUGGGGGCAGGCGGCAGCGUCCUCUAUUCCUUCCAGCCACCCUCCCACUUCUUUGCCAUCGACAGCGGCCGGGGCAUCGUCACUGUGAUCCGGGAGCUGGACUAUGAAGUCACACAGGCCUACCAACUUCAGGUCAAUGCCACGGAUCAGGAUAAGAACAAGCCCUUGUCCACACUGGCCAACCUGGCAAUCACCAUCACAGACAUACAGGACAUGGAUCCUAUCUUCAUUAACCUGCCCUACAGCACCAACAUCUAUGAACACUCACCCCCGGGGACCACAGUGCGUAUGAUCACGGCAAUUGACCAGGACAAAGGCCGGCCCAGGGGUAUUGGAUACACCAUUGUCUCAGGGAACACCAACAGCAUCUUUGCCCUGGACUACAUCAGUGGGGCCCUGACCUUGAAUGGGCUGCUGGACCGGGAAAAUCCCUUCUACACCCACGGCUUCUUCCUGACAGUUAAGGCCACGGAGCUCUAUGAAGAUCGCAGCCCAACCGAUGCCUCCGUCACCACCUCCUUCAACAUCCUUGUCAUCGACAUCAACGACAACGCCCCCGAAUUUAACAGCUCGGAGUACAGUGUGGCCAUCCCGGAGCUGGCACAGGUGGGCUUUGCGUUGCCCCUCUUCAUCCAGGUACAGGACAAGGAUGAGGGUCUGAACAGCAUGUUCGAGGUCUACCUGGUGGGCAACAACUCCAGCCACUUCAUCAUCUCCCCCACCUCCAUCCAGGGGAAGGCCGACAUCCGGGUGCGCGUGGCUGUGCCGCUAGACUAUGAGACCAUCUCCCGCUAUGACUUUUCUCUUUUUGCCAACGAGAGUGUGCCUGACCACGUGGGCUUCGCCCGGGUCAAGAUCACCCUCAUCAAUGAGAAUGACAACCGCCCCAUCUUCAGCCAGCCGCUCUACAAUGUCAGCCUCUUUGAGAAUGUCACCGUGGGGACCACAGUCCUAAGGGUCCUGGCCACAGACAAUGACGUGGGAAGCUAUGGGAAGGUCAACUACUUCUUUAGUGAUGAUCCAGACAGGUUUUCUCUGGACAAGGACACAGGAGUCAUCAUCCUGAUUGCCCGGCUGGACUUCGAGGCAACCCAGCGUUACACUCUGACAGUGAUCGCCAGGGACGGGGGAGGUGAGGAGACCACCGGUCGGGUCCGGGUCAACGUGCUGGAUGUCAACGACAAUGUGCCCACCUUCCAGAAGGACUCCUAUCUGGGAGCCCUGCGGGAGAACGAGCCCUCAAUCACUCAGCUGGUGCGGCUCAGGGCCACUGAUGAAGACUCCCCACCCAACAACCAGAUUACAUACAGCAUCGUGAAUGCCUCCGCUUUCGGCAGCUACUUCAACAUUAACGUCUACGAGGGCUAUGGAGUGAUCAGUGUGAGUCACCCGCUGGACUACGAGCAGAUUCCCAAUGGGCUCCUGUACCUAACAGUCAUGGCCAAGGACGCUGGCAUCCCGCCCCUUAACAGCACGGUCCCCGUCACCAUCGAGGUGUUUGAUGAAAACGACAACCCACCGACCUUCAGCAAGCCCUCCUAUGUCAUCACGGUGGUGGAGAGCAUCAUGGCAGGGGCCACGGUGCUGUUCCUAAAUGCAACAGAUCUGGACCGGUCCAGAGAAUACGGCCAGGAAUCCAUCAUCUACUCCUUGGAAGGCUCCUCUCAGUUUCGCAUCAACGCCCGCUCAGGAGAAAUCACUACCACCUCCCUACUGGAUCGCGAAGCCAAGUCAGAGUACAUUCUCAUUGUGCGGGCUGUGGAUGGAGGCGUGGGCCACAACCAGAAAACUGGCAUUGCCACUGUGAACAUCACCCUGCUGGACAUCAAUGACAACUACCCCACGUGGAAGGAUGCUCCCUACUACAUCAACCUGGUGGAGAUGACUCCCCCAGACUCUGACGUCACCACGGUGGUGGCAGUGGACCCAGACCUGGCUGAGAAUGGCACCCUGGUCUACAGCAUCCGACCCCCCAACAAGUUCUACAGCCUCAACAGCACUACGGGAAAGAUCCGCACCACAGGCGUCGUGCUGGACCGCGAGAACCCAAACCCCCAGGAGGCUGAGCUCAUGCGGCGGAUCAUAGUCUCGGUCACUGACUGUGGGAGGCCCCCGCUGAGGGCGACCAGCAGCGCCACCGUCUUUGUGAACCUCCUGGAUCUGAACGACAAUGACCCCACCUUUCAGAACCUGCCCUCUGUGGCUGAGGUGCCCGAGGGCAUUCCUGCUGGUUCCUCUGUCUUUCAGGUGGUAGCCGUGGACCUGGACGAGGGUCUGAAUGGUCUGGUGACGUAUCGCAUGCAGGUGGGCAUGCCCCGCAUGGACUUCUCCAUCAAUGGCAGCAGCGGCCUGGUGCUGUCUGCCGUGGUGCUGGACCGGGAGCGCAUUGCUGAGUACUUCCUCAGGGUGGUGGCCAGUGAUGCCGGCACACCCUCCAAGACCUCCACCAGCACUCUCACGGUCCGCGUGUUAGACGUGAACGAUGAGACACCUACUUUUUUCCCGGCCAUAUAUAAUGUCUCCCUGCCUGAGGAUGUACCCCGAGACUUUCGCGUGGCACGACUCAACUGCACUGACAAUGAUGUGGGGCUGAACGCCGAGCUCAGCUAUUUUAUCACAGGAGGGAAUCAGGAUGGCAAAUUCAGUGUCGGCUACCGUGACGGCGUGGUCAGGACGGUGGUCAGCCUGGACCGGGAGACCACAGCCACCUACACCCUGAUCCUGGAAGCCAUUGACAAUGGCCCCAGUGGGAAGCGGCGGACGGGCACGGCCACAGUGUAUGUCACGGUGCUGGAUGUCAACGACAACCGGCCCAUCUUCCUGCAGAGCAGCUACGAGGCCAGUGUUCCCGAGGACAUCCCGGAGGCCAGCAGCAUCGUGCAGCUGAAAGCCACUGAUGCCGAUGAGGGCGAGUAUGGGCGAGUGUGGUAUCGCAUCAUCAGCGGUAACAGCCACAGCCAGUUCCGGAUCCAUCUCAGCAACGGGCUGCUCAUGCGGGGGCCUCGGCCCCUGGACCGGGAGCGCAAUUCUUCCCAUGUGCUGGAAGUUGAGGCCUACAACCGGGACCAGGGUCCAAUGAGGAGCUCGGUCAGGGUGAUCGUCUACGUGGAGGACGUCAACGAUGAAGUCCCGGUGUUCACCCAGCAGCAGUACAGCCGCCUGGGGCUCCGGGAGACGGCCGGCAUUGGGACAUCAGUCACUGUCGUCAGGGCGACAGACAGGGACAUGGGGAAUGCCGGUCUGGUGAGCUACCGCAUCCUGUCUGGCUCGGAAGGGAAAUUUGAGAUUGACGAGAGCACGGGACUCAUCACCACCAUCGACUACCUGGACUACGAGACCAAGACCAGCUACUUGAUGAACAUCUCGGCCACAGACCAGGCGCCCCCCAACCACCAGGGCUUCUGCAGUGUCUACGUCAGCCUGCUGAAUGAGCUGGAUGAGGCCGUGCAGUUCUCCAACUCCUCCUACGAGGCGGCCAUUCCUGAGAACCUGGCCUGGGGCUCGGAGGUGCUGCGGGUGCAGGCCCACUCCAUCGACAACCUCAAUCAGAUCACCUACAAGUUCGACCCCAACACCAAUGCCCAGGCCCGGGCCCUCUUCAAGAUCGACGGGGUCACCGGCGUGAUCACCGUCCAGGGCCCAGUGGACCGGGAGAAAGGGGACUUCCAUGUGCUGACAGUGGUGGCAGAUGACGGCGGCCCCAAGGUCGACUCCACAGUGAAGGUCUACAUCACAGUUCUGGAUGAAAAUGACAACAGCCCCCAGUUUGACGUCACAUCGGACUCUGCAGUCAGCGUGCCAGAGGACGUCGCCCUGGGCCAGCGGGUGGCCCUGGUCCAGGCCCAAGACCCCGACGCAGGAAGCAAUGGGCAGGUGAUAUUUUCCUUGGCCUCAGGAAACAUUGGCCAGGUCUUUGAGAUCGUCACCACCAACGGCACCUAUGGAGAGGUAUUUGUGGUCAAGGCCCUGGACCGAGAAAGCCUGGAUCGCUAUAUUCUCAAGGUCCAGGCUUCUGACUGUGGCUCCCCACCUCGGAGAAAGGACCACAUUUUGCGGGUGACCAUCCUGGAUGUCAAUGACAACCCCCCAGUCAUUGAAAGUCCCUUUGGUUACAACGUCACAGUAAAUGAGAAUGUGGGCGGGGGCACUGCUGUGGUCCAGGUUAGAGCCAGCGACCGAGACAUUGGGCUCAACAGCCUCCUGUCCUACUACAUAACUCAGGGGAAUGAGGACAUGACCUUCCGCAUAGACCGGGUCACAGGGGAGAUCGCUACCCGGCCCUCCCCUCCAGACCGCGAACGCCAGAGCUUCUACCACCUGGUGGUCACAGUGGAAGACGAAGGCACCCCAGCCCUGUCGGCCACCACGCCAGUGUACGUGACCAUCCUGGAUGAGAACGACAAUGCGCCCGUGUUCCAGCAGCAGCACUACGAGGUGUCCUUGGAUGAGGGUCCGGACACCCUCAAUGCCAGCCUCAUCACCGUCCGGGCUCUGGACUGGGAUGAAGGCCCCAAUGGCUCAGUCAUCUACGCCAUCACCCAGGGCAACAUCAUCAACACCUUCUAUAUAGACAGCAUCACGGGCCUGAUCAGCACCAUGAAGGAAUUGGACUAUGAAAUCAGCCACGGGCGGUACACACUACUCGUCACCGCCACUGACCAGUGCCCAGUCCUCUCCCGCCGUCUCACCUCCACUGCCACGGUGCUGGUGAACCUGAACGACAUCAACGACAACCGGCCCACCUUUCCCCAAGCCUACGAGGGGCCUUUUGACAUCACCGAAGGGCAGCCCGGCCCCAGGGUGUGGACCUUCCUGGCUGUGGACGGCGAUUCAGGGCCCAACGGGCAGGUGGAAUACAGCAUUGUGGGCGGGGACCCUCUGGGGGAGUUUGUGAUCUCUCCAGUGGAGGGGGAGCUGCGAGUCCGUAAGGAUGUUGAGCUGGACCGGGAGAACAUUGCUUUCUACAACCUCACCAUCUGCGCCCGGGAUAGGGGCACCCCCGCCCUCAGCUCCACGAUCCUGGUGGGCGUGAGGGUCUUGGACAUCAAUGACAAUGACCCGGUGCUGCUGAACCUGCCCCUCAAUGUCACCAUCAGCGAGAAUAGCCCCGUUUCCAGUUUUGUGGCCCAAAUCCGUGCCAGCGAUGCCGACAGUGGCCGCAAUGCCCUCCUGACCUUCAACCUGACAGCCGGCAACAGGGACCGUGCCUUCCUCAUCAAUGCCACGACAGGUGUUGUCUCUGUGAACCGCCCACUGGACAGGGAGAGGAUCCCAGAAUACAAACUAACCGUCUCCGUCAAGGACAACCCCGAGAACCCACGCAUCGCCCGGAGGGAUUUUGACUUGCUGGUGGUCCUAAUUGCUGAUGAGAAUGAUAAUCAUCCGCUGUUCACCCAAGACUCCUACGAGGCGGAGAUCAUGGAGAACUCCCCUGCAGGAACCCCUCUCGUGGUUCUGAAUGGGCCAAUCCAGGCCUUCGACAAAGAUCUGGGCAUCAAUGCCGUGGUGACUUACACACUUCUAGGAGAGCAAAGUCAUCUCUUCGACAUAAGCCGCAGCACUGGCAUAGUGGUAGUGCGCCCAGACACUGACUUGGAUCGGGAAGCUUUCACCCCGCCACACCUGGAGCUGCUGCUGCUGGCAGAGGAUGUGGGGCUACUCAAUGGCACUGCCGAGCUCCACGUCUCCAUCCUGGAUGACAACGACAAUCAGCCCAUCUUCUCCCCUGCGGCACUGACUGUCCGGAUGCCGGAGAACAGCCCACCAGGAUUUUCUGUCCUCCAGGUGACUGCCAGCGACAAGGACAGCGGACCCAAUGGGCAGCUGAGCUAUCGGAUAGAGAGUGGGGCCCAGGACCGCUUUCUAAUUCACCCAAUCACCGGCCUGGUGCGGGUGGGCAAUGCCACCAUCGACCGGGAGGAACAGGAUGCCUACCGGCUGACGGUGGUGGCAGCGGACCGGGGGACGAGCCCGCUCUCGGGCACCGCGGUGGUCACCAUCCUCAUUGACGAUGUCAAUGACUCUCGGCCCGAGUUCCUCGACCCUGUCCAGACCGUGAGCGUGCCCGAGUCCGUCUCACCGGGCACCAUCAUCGCCGAGGUACCCGCCAUCGACCGUGACCUCAACCCCCGGCUGGAGUAUCACAUCGUCAGCAUCGUGGCAAAGGACGACACGGAUCACCUGGUGACCGAACAGGACCAGGCAUUUGCCGUGAAUGCGGAAACAGGGUCCGUGCUGGUGAAGUCCCCCUUGAACCGAGAGCUGGUCGCCACCUAUGAGGUCACCAUCUCGGUGCUUGAUGGUGCCAGUGACCUUCCUGAGCGUGCUGUCAGCGUGCCCAAUGCCAAGCUAACCGUCAACAUCCUGGACGUCAACGACAACACACCCCAGUUCCGGCCCUUUGGGAUCACCUACUUCAUGGAGCGGGUGCUGGAAGGGGCGACGCCGGGCACCACCCUCAUCUCAGUGGCCGCUGUGGACCCCGACAAGGGGGCCAACGGACAGAUCACCUAUGCGCUGCUGAACCUGGUGCCCCCAGGAUAUGCCCAGCUUGAGGACGAUUCUGCAGGAAAGGUCAUCGCCAAUCGGACGGUGGACUAUGAGGAGGUGCAGUGGCUCAACUUCACGGUCCGAGCUUCGGACAAUGGCUCUCCACCCAGAGCGGCCGAGAUCCCCGUGUACCUGGAGAUAGUGGACGUCAACGACAACAACCCCAUCUUCAGACAGGCGGCCUACCAGAUACCUGUCUUGGAGGAUGUGCCCCUGGGCACGGUCCUUUUGACAGUCACAGCCACGGAUGCUGACUCAGGCCCCUUCGCCCUCAUCCAGUAUAGCCUGGGGGAUGGAGAAGGCAAGUUUGGGAUCGAUCCUUCCACGGGAGACAUCUUUGUGCUGUCCGCCUUGGACCGGGAGAAGAAGGACCACUACAUCCUCACAGCUGUGGCCAGAGACAACCCUGGAGAUGUAUCCAGUAACCGCCGGGAGAACUCGGUGCAGGUGGUGAUCACAGUGCUGGACGUCAAUGACUGCCGGCCCCAAUUCUCCAGGGGCCAGUUCAGCACCAGCGUCUAUGAGAAUGAGCCCGAAGGCACAUCUGUCAUCAGCAUGGUGGCCACCGACCAGGACGAGGGUGACAACGGAGAGGUGGUCUACACCAUGGAUGGACCCGGCGUGGAGGCCUUCCAGAUCCACCAGGACUCGGGGCUGGUGACCACCCGGCGGCCCCUGCAGUCGUACGAGAGGUUCAAUCUGACGGUGGUGGCAACGGACCGAGGGCAGCCCCCGCUCUGGGGUACCUCCAUGCUGCUGGUCGAGGUGGUCGACGUCAACGACAACCGGCCCGUCUUUGUCCGCCCCCCCAACGGCACCAUCCUCCAUGUCAAGGAGGAGAUCCCCCUGCGCUCCAGCGUGUACGAGGUCUACGCCACUGACAAGGAUGAGGGGCUCAACGGGGCUGUCCGCUACAGCUUCCUCAAGACAGGCGCCGGAAACAAGGACUGGGAAUACUUCUCCAUCGACCCCAUCAGCGGCCUCAUCCAGACGGCUCAGCGCCUCGACCGCGAGAAGCAGGCCAUGUACAGUCUGAUUCUGGUGGCUAAUGACCUGGGCCAGCCGGUCCCCUAUGAGACAAUGCAGCCCCUGCAGGUAGCUCUGGAUGACAUUGAUGACAACGAGCCAGUGUUCCUGAGACCCCCGAGGGGCAGCCCCCAGUACCAGCUCCUGUCCGUGGCCGAGCAUUCCCAGCCGGGCACCGUGGUGGGCAACGUGACGGGCGCCGUGGACGCCGACGAGGGCCCCAAUGCUAUCGUCUACUAUUUCAUCGCAGCCGGAAACAGGGAGAAAAAUUUCCAUCUGAGCUGGGCGGGGCAGCUCAAGGUGUUGCGGGAUUUGGACCGGGAGCGGGAGCCCCUCUUCUCCAUCAUCGUCAAGGCCUCGAGCAACCGCAGCUGGACGCCCCCCCGGGGACCCCGGACCCACCUGCUGCUGGACCCCACCACCGACCUGACCCUGCAGGAGGUCCGCAUAGCCCUGGAGGACAUCAACGACCAGCCCCCGCGCUUCACCAAGGCCGAGUAUACCGCCGGUGUGAGCACUGAUGCCAAAGUGGGCUCGGAACUGGUCCAGGUUCUGGCCCUGGAUGGCGACGUCGGCAACAACAGCCUGGUGCUGUACAGCAUCCUGGCCAUCCGCUACAUCCGCCAGCACUCCAACGACUCGGCCGAGGUGGCCCACGUCUUCACCUUGGGGCACCUGGAUGGGGUCCUGCGGACCUUCGACCUUUUCACCGCCUAUGGGCCCGGCUACUUUGUGGUGGACGUGUUGGCGGUGGACCUGGCCGGACACAACGACACGGCCGUGAUCGGCAUCUACAUCCUGCGGGAGGACCAGAGGGUCAAGAUCAUCAUCAACGAGAUCCCAGACCGAGUGCGCCAGUUCCAGGAGGAGUUUGUCCGUCUGCUGUCCAACAUCACCGGGGCCAUCGUCAACACCGAUGACGUCCAGUUCCACGUGGACAAGAAGGGCCGUGUAAACUUCGCCCAGACGGAGCUGCUGAUCCACGUGGUGAACCGGGAUACCAACAGGAUUCUGGAUGUGGAGCGGGUGAUCCGGAUGAUAGACGAGAACAAGGAGCAGUUGCGGAACCUCUUCCGGAACUACAACGUCCUGGACGUGCAGCCGGCCACUUCCUCCCGGGCCCCUGAAGACCUGUCAGCUCUGCAGAUGGCGAUUAUUCUCUUGGCCCUCCUCCUGCUCCUCACAGCUGUGCUCUUCAUCGCCAUGAACUGGUACUACCGGACAGUACACAAGAGGAAACUCAAAGCCAUCGUGGCAGGAUCCACAGGGAACCGUGGCUUCAUGGACAUCACGGACAUGCCCAACACCAACAAGUACUCCUUCGACGGGGCCAACCCGGUGUGGCUGGACCCGUUCUGCCGGCACGCGGAGCUGGCGGCGCAGGCGGAGCAGGAGGACGGCCUCCCUGACAGCCUCAGCGACAUCACCGACCUCUGGAACUGCCCCGCACGCACGCAUGGCACGUUCGGGCGGGAGCCGUCGGCCGCCAAGCCCGAGGAGGACCGCUACCUGAAAGCCGCCAUCCAGGAGUACGACAACAUCGCCAAGCUGGGACACAUCAUCCGCGAGGGACCCAUCAAGGGCACGCUGCUGAAGGUGGUCCUGGAGGACUACUUGCGCCUCAAAAGGCUAUUUGCCCAACGAAUGGUGCAAAAAGCCACCUCCAACCGGUCCUCGGUCGCAGAGUUGGUGCAGGACGAGGAGGGCCGGUGCAGCCCCAGCCCCGGGAGCCUGCGUUUCCGCCACAAGCAGCCGGUGGAGCUGAAGGGGCCGGACGGCAUCCACGUGGUGCACGGCAGCACGGGCACCUUGCUGGCCGCCGACCUCAACAGCCUCCCCGAGGAUGACCAGAAGGCCCUGGGCCGCUCGCUGGAGACGCUGAGCGCCGACGCCCCGGGGGCCUACGGAGAGCGCGGCACCCGCACCGAGUCAGCCAAGUCCACGCCGCUGCACAAGCUGCGGGAGGUCAUCGCCGAGAGCCCGCUGGAGAUCACGGAGCUAUGACUACAAGGGGCACCGGUGGGGCCCGGGGGAGGCGAGGGCCCGCCCGCACACAGUCGCCGCCGCCGCCGCCGGGCAGCCCCCCGGGUCCGAAGGCACAGGGCCCGGCGCCCUCCCGGUCAGUGGCUUCACGUGGAGGCCGAAGGGUCGGGCGCUGCCCUUCCGGGCCCUGGCACCAGCUGCGCCAGACUCCGCUCCACCAGGCACUCAUCCAGCACCCGACCCUUCCAUCCAUGAGAUUUGUUAUUUUUUUAAGAAAAACAGGAGGAGAAUGUUCACGUCUAAGGCUGAGCCCGGGCCCCACCCCUGCCCCUGCUCCCCAUCGAUUCUCAGGGAGCCAACUGCUUGGGCCGAGCAGGCCCAGGGACCGAGAGAGCUAGCCAGGGCAGCCCUGGCACCUGGGCCCUGGGGAGGUGGACUUCCUCACCCCCCCGCCGCUGCCUUUCCUUCCCCGUUGUUGCACACCCCAGCCGGCGGUGUAGUUCCACCGCAUCGACGCACAGAAACAGCUCCCACCCGGGAGGGGGGGAGAGGGGGUGCUCCCGCCAGACCAGACCCUCCCUCCAUCGCACUGGCUUCCCCCCUCGGGCCCGACCACCCAGCGACGGGCCGACAGACCCACGUUCCCAGGGUUUUGAACGUAGAGUGUUUGUGUGUGUCACUUUUUUCCUUUUGCGUAGUCAUUGUUGAGAGUUUUGGGAACGGUCUGCUGGAGAGCUGAGGAACCGAAAUACACUUUAUGGACUUGGUUAA